This is a messenger RNA of Sabethes cyaneus, 1305 nucleotides long. Its product is annotated as probable cytochrome P450 313a4. The transcript is spliced from 5 exons. Gene Ontology annotation, molecular function: oxidoreductase activity, acting on paired donors, with incorporation or reduction of molecular oxygen; monooxygenase activity; heme binding. Bases 1 to 1305 code for a protein of 434 amino acids. Lineage: Eukaryota; Metazoa; Arthropoda; Insecta; Diptera; Culicidae. The record is from RefSeq and is a predicted model, not a curated record.
AUGAUCGCUGAAAUACUUGUGCUAGUGCUACUAGUUGUGUCUAUAAUAUCGUAUACGAAUUUUCGCCAAAGGAUGUCUUUCGCCAAGGAUUUACCGAUGGCGCAGCCAUACUAUCCACUCGUGGGAAACGCAUUGUCGGUACUGUGGAAAACCGAUGAGGAGCUGUUCGAUAACGUGAAUAGUUUGUUGAGUCAUCCUGCCAAACUGUUUAUGAUCUGGUUAGGGUUUUUCCCGCUAAUUAGCACCAAUGAUCCGGGUAUAAUUCAGAAAAUACUCACACAUCCGCAAUGCAUACAGAAGCCACAUUUUUACGAUUUCUUCAAAUUAGAGUUUAGCGUUCUUAUAGCACAAUCUAAUUUGUGGAAAACUCAGCGUAAGGCACUCAACCCGUCAUUCAAUCUAAAGAUUUUAAAUGGAUUCAUUCCGAUUUUUGACCGCUGCGCACAGAGAUUAGUUAAAGAUAUUUCGCGGUGUCUGGCAGGUGAACAAAUCCUGAUAACAAAUUUAACGACUCGGUGUGCUCUGGCUAUGGUAUUUCAAAACGCCUUGAUUAAAAGGGCGGAACGUUCAAAGAUAUCUGAGGAUGGUGACCAGGACGAUUAUCGGAAACCAAAAAUGUUUAUAGAUCAAUUAUUAGAUCUUCACGGUCAGAAGAUUCUUAGUGACAUUGAGCUGCAUCAUAAUGUAAUCAUAAUGAUGACUGCGGGUAGUGACACUACCGGAACUACAAUGGGAUUCAUUGCACAGUUGUUUGGUAUUUACCCACAUCUUCAGGAAAAAGUGUACCGUGAAAUUAAAGAAGCAUUUCCGUCCGAUAGCAAUCUGGAUUUUACUCCAAAAAGAUUGGCACAGCUGCAAUACACAGAAAUGUUUAUCAAAGAAAGCCUUAGACAUUUUCCAGCAGUGCCGAUUAUUUUGCGACAAACGACAGGCGAUAUCGAACUGGAUGGUAUCAUGAUUCCCACUGGUACCACGCUUCAAAUGAGUAUUUAUAAUUUGCAUCGACGCAAGGAUCUUUGGGGACCUGACGCGGAAGAUUUUAAUCCGGAAAAUUUCUCUGAAGAACGCAUCGAGCGACGGCAUCCAUUUGCAUAUCUUCCUUUUAGUGGCGGUAACCGGAACUGUAUCGGCUAUCGAUACGCUAUGAUUAGCAUGAAAAUAAUGGUCGUGCACUUGCUGAUAAAUUUUCGAUUUAAAAGUGAUUUGUGUCUUAAGGACUUGCGAUUAAAGUUCGACGCUUUGCUAAAAUUUUCUGAAGAACCAGGUUUACUUGUGGAACGUCGUGUGGCACUGCCAGUAAUGUGA